AUGGUCUACUGGCUGGUGUUCAGUAGCGCCAGCAUCGCAUUGACAUUCGCAUGGACCUGUGGUCGGAAACGGCGCAAAUUGGCCAAACAGAACUCGACAAAGGAGGACCCAGCUUCAAGUUCGAACAGAUCGAUCAGAGCAACUUCGAAAGAUGGAAACUUGUCGUCCAAGAAGUUUGAAAUGAGCAAAUCCGACAAGAAGAAGGCUAAGAAGGUGGCUGGAGGCUUUGGCUCUACUAAGGAAGCCAAUCCGGUGAAAGUCAACCGGUCGUUGCGAAUUCAAAGGACACAGGACGCCAGUAAUAGGUAAGGACCUUGUUUUAGGUCAUUUUUAGUGUAAGUCGGGAUAUAGGGCUUUCAAACUUUUAGAAAAUAUGAAAUAGGGUAUUUACUAGCUUUGUCAUAACAAAUUUGCAUAUUUUUCCUUUUGUAAAGAAAGUUAUGGGCCUUAAAAACCAAGUUUUGCCUUAAAAACUAAGUUUUAACACUUUUUUGGCACAGUAAAGAAAGUUUUUGCGACUUUUUUUAAAUCUUAUUUUUUAGUGAUUCAGAAGCGAUAAAAUCCCGUCUGAAAGAUGUGAAUGCAUUGAGUAAGAAGUUGUCCCAGCAAGAGAAGAAGAAGACCAAAGACGACAGGUCGGGUAGCAGUAAAAAAGAGAAAAAAAAGCGAUGAAGCCGGAUCAGACGACAAAACCCAAAGUGACAGUAAUAAAAAGUAAGUUUUAACAGCAUUGUUGUGUUUGUAAAGAAAGUUUUGCCUUUUUUAUUGAAAAAAGUUUUUUUUAGAAAAACAAGCAAACCCUUGAGAAGGCAUGAAGAUGAUGUUGAUGAAGCCAGUAAAAGCAUAAAACCGCCAAAGACAGAAGUAAAGAAGAAAAAAACAAAAGAAAAAGAGAAGAGGGAUUCUAGACGGUAGGGUUUUAUCUAUAAUUUUAUAGUUUUUGAAGAAAAAUUAAUGAUUUUAGGCUUUUAUGGGGCUAAAAUUUGGAUAUUUUAAGUAUAGGUCUUGGAAAAGCGAAAUUUUUGAACAUUUUGGAAAAUUUUUAAAAAAGUUGUACACACAGUUUUAUAAAGCAUAAAUAGCUGUAUAAUAUGCCAGAGUUUUGUAAUUUUAUUUAUAUUCUAAACAAAAAGUUAUGGUGCUUCGAAGUUUAAAAAAGUCUAAAUUUUCCAAGAGAAAUCGAACUUUUUUUGAUUUGCGACCUUUUUAAUUGGUCAUAUCUCUAUCAUAAGUUUAGAUAGGGAUAUGCAUUUUGGACGAUAAGUAGAAUAUAAGCUGCUUUAAAAGAUCUAUUAAUCAGAUUUUUUGAAAAAUGUCAUAAUUUCUAAAAUUGUUUAUUUUUCAGGCCAAAAUCCACCUCGUCUGGAACAAUAAUCGUGGAGCCGGAAAGGAGAGGUGACAGAACGCCAGGAACUGAAAGUUUGAUCAGUAAAAGGUUUGCACUUUCAAGCGAAAGCUUGUUGCAGGUAAGUAUGAUAUUAUUUUUGAAAUUUUAGAUAUUUUUUUAAAUUAAAAAUUUUUAAAUUUCAGGGCAAGUCGGACUCUUCGAAUGCCACAAAUACCUCCAAUUCAACGGCGACGAAUAUAAGCACGGCAAGUUUAAAUGUGAACAGUGCUCCAAGAGCACCACCGGUAGCGGGACAGGAAUCUCAACCAGAAAUGGUACCGGUUCUUGGCAGUAAACAUCCACAAUAUAGGACAUUACCGUGAGUUAUUGAAAUAUUAUGGUUUGUAAAGAAAAUUUUUGCGACUUUAUGUUUUGUAAAGAAAGUUCUUUCUAUUCUUGGUUUUGUAUUGAAAAUUAUUAUUAUUUUAGGCUUUGGAAAGAAAGUUCUUGCAAUUUUUGGUUCUCUAAAGAAAGUUCUUGCCAUUUCAGACUUUGUAAAGAAAGUUUUUGUUUUCAGAGCCACAAACAAGACUACAGCAUCGCCAGUGAAGAAGAAGAGGCUUGGAUGGUUUCGACGAAAGACCAAGACUAAAAAGAAGUGA
Messenger RNA from Bursaphelenchus okinawaensis, 1989 nucleotides. NCBI's taxonomy places the organism in Eukaryota, Metazoa, Nematoda, Chromadorea, Rhabditida, Aphelenchoididae. The record is from the annotation of a GenBank genome assembly.